This is a messenger RNA of Rotaria sp. Silwood1, 717 nucleotides long. The record is from the annotation of a GenBank genome assembly. NCBI's taxonomy places the organism in Eukaryota, Metazoa, Rotifera, Eurotatoria, Philodinida, Philodinidae.
AUGAACAAAACACAAGCAAAUCAACAAGAUUCAGUCAGUCCUACUGUUAAAGCAACACUAAAUUGUAUAUAUGAACGCAUAUGUUCUGAAAUUUGUCGUACGAAAUCAGUGAAACCAUCAACUUCACAUAUAUUCUUCAUCUUUGAUGCAUCUGAUGAUUUAGCUAAAAAGAAGAUUUAUCCAACACUUUCGUGGCUAUAUCGUGAUGGACUUUUACCAGAACGCAUUCGAUUUAUUGGCUAUGCACGUAGUUUAAUAACAAUUGAAAAAAUCUUUGAAAAUGCAUCUAAAUAUAUGAAAAUUCCGGAAGAUGAACGUGAAACAUAUGAAAAAUUUGUCCAUAUAAAUUUCUAUGUUGUUGGUUCAUAUGAUAAUGGAAAAGAUUUCGAAAAUUUAAAUGUUGAAGCUAAUAAAUUAUCAAAACAAGAUAGUGCACAUCGAAUUUUUUAUUUAGCAUUACCACCAAGUAUUUAUGAAAGUGUUACCGAAUUGAUUAGUAAACAUUGCCGACCAAAAUCACCUGAUUGGUUACGUUUAAUUGUUGAAAAACCAUUUAAAGAAAUUUAUCGUAUUGAUCAUUAUUUGGGAAAAGAAAUGGUACAAAAUAUCAUUGUACUUAGAUUUGCAAAUCAAAUUUUAUCAAGAGUUUGGAAUAGAGAUUCUAUUGCAGCAGUUAAUAUUAUUUUUAAAGAAGAUAUUGGAACACAAGGAAGAUGA